Molecule: messenger RNA, 3707 nt
Organism: Cuculus canorus (common cuckoo)
Lineage: Eukaryota; Metazoa; Chordata; Aves; Cuculiformes; Cuculidae
Gene: RHOU
Product: ras homolog family member U
Exons: 3
Coding region: 297-1157 (286 amino acids)
Biological process (GO): small GTPase-mediated signal transduction
Molecular function (GO): GTPase activity; GTP binding
Source: RefSeq, a predicted model, not a curated record
CCGCUCCCCGCGGCUGUAGGCGGGGCGGUGCGGGCGGUGCGGGGCGCUGUGCCGCCGCCCGCCGGGCCGAGCGCCGCGGCCCCUCCCCGCGAUGUCACGCGGCGGCGCGGGGCCGGCUGCCGGGACUCUGUAGCGCGGGGCGAGGCGAGCGCAGCGCAGCGCAGCCGGGCUCGCCCGCCGCUUCCACCGCCACCUCGGCGCCGGGGCUGGCUUCGCGGCGCUCUCGCCGCCCCUGCCAGCCCGCCGGCUCCUCCCGGCGCCUCCCGCGGGCGGCGGGGCUGUGCGCGGCCGCUCGGAUGCCGCCGCAGCAGCGGGAGGGCGAGGCGGGCUACCUCGGCAAGCCGGGCGGCUGCGAGGUCCCGCCGGUGCCGCCGCGCAGGGUGCGGGCGGCGCUGGGGGCGGCGCUGGGCGGCCGGUGCCGGGCGGCGGCGAGCGGGGCCGGGGCGGCGGGGGGAGCCGGGGCUGAGCCGCGGCGGAGCAUCAAGUGCGUGCUGGUGGGGGACGGCGCCGUGGGCAAGACCAGCCUGGUGGUGAGCUACACCACCAACGGGUACCCCACCGAGUACAUCCCCACCGCCUUCGACAACUUCUCCGUUGGACUCACCACGCUUUCCCCCCCUCCCUCCUCCUUUCUCUCCAAAGCUGUCGUGUCUGUCGAUGGCAAGCCGGUGAGACUUCAGCUCUGCGACACAGCUGGUCAGGAUGAAUUCGACAAGCUCAGGCCUCUGUGCUACACCAAUACGGACAUCUUCUUGCUGUGCUUCAGCGUAGUGAGCCCCUCAUCUUUCCAGAACGUGAGUGAGAAGUGGGUUCCUGAAAUCCGAUGCCACUGCCCUAAGGCACCUAUUAUCCUAGUUGGGACCCAGUCGGACCUCCGGGAGGAUGUCAAAGUUCUCAUCGAGCUGGACAAGUGCAAAGAAAAGCCGGUCGCGGAGGAGGCUGCAAAGCUCUGUGCUGAGGAAAUAAAAGCCGCAUCUUACAUUGAAUGCUCUGCUUUGACUCAGAAAAACCUCAAGGAGGUCUUUGAUGCAGCCAUUGUGGCUGGUAUUCAGUACUCGGAUACCCAACAGCAACCAAAGAAAUCCAAGUGUAGGACUCCAGACAAGAUGAAAAACCUCUCCAAAUCCUGGUGGAAGAAAUACUGCUGUUUUGUAUAGGGGUUGCAGGGACCCGAGUGCUGCUCUGAGGAAAUCGAAUAGAGGCUAUAUUAGCUGAAAUCUCAUUCUGUGUUGUCCUGAGUAUAUAGUGUAGAUCUGUAUGUAUGUGUAUAUGUUGCUAUUGGAUAUCUCAGUUGCCCUUUUGAGGGUGGCAGAAAGAUUCUUAGUUAAAUAAUUGCUAUAAAUCAGGUCUGGCAUCCAGUUUCAUGACUAAAACCUCUCAUUAAGGAAGAAGACCACCACAUGUCUGUGAGGGUCAAAGGAUUUGUCCAAAGGAUUCGACUUCUUGUGUUACAAGGUGUAUGUGACAGGGAGGAGCACAGCAGAGGCCUUUGCUGCCAGGACUUUGCAGGAGGAACGCAUGAGCGACUGUGGAAACCUAGAGCUCUGUACAUGGGCGAUCAAAGGGAAAAAUAACAAUGUGCCUCCUAACUGACAUUUGUAGCUUUAAAACCCCACUCCUGCUCUCUUCUCUGUGUCUUCCCAAGCCAGCUCUCUUAGGGAUCACUUUAAAAAGGGUAUGCAUGAGGUGUAAUCUAUACGCAAAUGCCAUGGUGGGAAAGGUCAUGAAUAUACCUUCAGUGUGCAGUGAAGAAACCUAAUCCCUUAUGGAGCUGACAUCUUGUUUGUCACCUCCUGACUGUGUGGAAGUCCUUUCUGCCCUCCUUCCCCUGCCCUUCCCAGGAAGCCCUGUGGAAGCCUGAGGAACAUGACCAAGCUUUAACUUGCUACCUUGAGCGGUGGCAAUUUCUUCUGUAAUUUUGCAGACAUGACGACAGUUCAUCUAUUUCAGCUGAAAGGAAUGUAAAUGCUGUUGCGUUUUAAAUUUUUUUAAUUCUUUUUAAAGAGAUGUGACAAAUACCUGUGCAGCACCCUGUAAACCACAUCUGGUUUUGAGUCUGCAGCCAAGAAUUUUAGGAUGCCCCUCCUUACCUUUUAAGGCUGCUAAACAAAUAACAAAUCAGGCAGAUCAAGAUUUAUAACAAACCAGACUCAAGAAACUGAGGCUGCUGUGUCCUUUUCACAAUGCUGUUUCCAACCAAGUUUAUGUUUCCCUUUUAAAGGCAACAGUCGCUUGUGUUUGAAUCUUGUCAACGCUCAUAGUUGUGAAAUUGGCUGAGGCCAAACUGGCAAUUUAACUGAUAAUUUUUUUCUCCCACAUCAGUCCCAACAGACUAACUGCAAUGUGUCUGAGUGAUCAACAAAGUGCAGGGUUGAGUGUGACCUUUUCUCUGACUAAAUCUGGUUCCUGCUAAACUAAGCCUAGUUCCAUCCCUGGUGAGUUCAAGAGACCUGAGGGGUAACGUGACUCUCUGCAAGAAUCAGUACUUACUCUGCAGAGGACAUUUAGUUUGUGCUGUCUGUCUGUCUUUUUAUGGCCCUGACUACUUUUUUUCCCUCCUCUAGAUAUUUCAAGAUCAGAUUAUAUUCUUUUUUUUUUUUCGUUCAGCCAUAGCCUUGAAGUGACCUUUUUCAUAGUCUUAAGCUAAACUGCAGUGACAGAAAGCCAGAAUAAUUUUUUUCCAUCAGAAAUGAAUCAAUGCCUGGUGUAAAGAAGAACUGUGGAAGCCAUUUGAGUUGAUAAAGCUGACCAUAGUUUGCCUCCUGGCCCAUUAAAGAAAAUGACACUAUAUAAAUGGAUUCUGGGCUGUAUUGGCGUAGGCUCCACAGGCAGUAACUUUUCCUCCUCUACAGUGAAAUGAACGCAAAAUGGGUCAUGUUCCAUCGCUGAAAACUUAAAAAUCGGAUGGAAAUCUUUACCUAGGGCCUGACUCAAUAAAAAUGUGUUGGCUUCUGCACUGGAACAGCCUGGAAAAAUAGUUUCCAUAGCACAGAAGCUGGAUGUAUUUAACUUAGUUGCAUCUGGUUGGUAAUGGUUUAAUGUUUACUGGUCAUGGAGUUAACAUCUGAGCCUUUAUACUUCUUACUCAAAUGCUUUGACAGGAUUUCAGAUACGCAGUCAUACUGUCAUCUUGGAGAAAAACAUAAAGCCAGAUUUCUCUUGGGUGUUUUGCUUCUCUGUAGAAUGUCUCAGUUGAUUAAAAAUGUGGGUUUGGGGAGGAGACAGGCUUGAAUCUGCGCAGCUUCCAUUUGCAAAAAUAACAAAAUUUCUUCUGCAAGAUCAUACCACUGUGUACCACGUUGUACUGGAAGCAGUAGGUUUAGGUUAUAUUUUAUAAGCAGCCUGUUUCAUUGUCUGGUGUAGCAUUACUUUUACAUGUAGCCAACUGUGACUGUUUCUGAAAAUGUGAUGUAUAUACAACUUGUUAUAGCCCUUUACUAGGUGUGUGUAAACUGAGGUCUAAUAACUUUAUGAAUACUGCUCUAUAUGGGGCUACACAGGGUCUAGGUUUUAGAAAUAUUACUUUUAAAAUCACCCAUAUUUUACAAGUGCAAGUGAGAGGGAGAUGUCUCUAUGUAGUCUAUAAUCUGAUGUGCCUUAUAAAAAAACCCUCUCUUCUGUUUUCUAAAUGUAGGCUAUAUUCCGAAGGAAAUAUUUCAUGUGAGAAUGAUAUAAAUGAGGUAUUUGGAAAUAAAUUCUGACCUGUG